GUAUUAUUAAUUAUUUUGAACGGAGGGAGCAGUAUGUAAAAUUUUUACUGAAGUUUCCCCAACAUUUUCAAACUAUAAAAUUUGUCAACAGCGAUACAAUUCAAUACCCGCCGCCGUCGUCCUAACUGACCAGCUCCUUCAAUGGCGAUAGCCGCCGUCAUUACAGCGCCUCUCACAACUCCAAUACGCCGCCGUUCUCUUCCUUCCAUUCGUUUAUCUUCUUCUUCAGUCAAUUUACAAUCCAACAAUCUCAAAUUCGGCGCCGGUAGAGCCGCCGCCGUACACUGUCCUAGUAAGCUCCGAAUUUUUGCGGUUUCUUCAAUGAAAACUGAAGCUCCAGAGGGUAUCUCUUUCCUUGAUCGUAAGGAAAGUGGCUUUGUUCACUUUGUUAAGUACCACGGCCUCGGCAAUGACUUCAUAUUGGUUGACAACAGAGAUACAACAGAACCUAAGGUCACUCCUGAUCAAGCUGUGAAAAUGUGUGAUAGAAAUUUCGGUAUUGGUGCGGAUGGGGUAAUAUUUGCAAUGCCGGGUGUCAACGGCACUGAUUAUACCAUGAGAAUCUUCAAUUCGGACGGAAGUGAGCCAGAGAUGUGUGGUAAUGGAAUUCGAUGCCUUGCCAAAUUUAUAGCUGAGCUUGAGAACUUCCACGGAAAGAAAAGUUUCACCGUACAUACAGGGGCUGGACUUAUUGUUCCUGAAAUCCAAGAAGAUGGAAAGGUUAGGGUUGACAUGGGUGAGCCCAUUCUGAAGGCAUCAGAUGUGCCCACUAAACUACCCCCUAAUAGAGAUCAAUCUGUUGUUAAAGCAAGACUAGAUGUAGAUGGAAGAGCAUGGAAUGUAACCUGCAUUAGCAUGGGGAAUCCUCAUUGUGUCACUUUUGGUACAGAACAAAGCCAGGAUUUGCAAGUAGAUGAACUAAAGUUAGCAGACAUUGGUCCAAAGUUUGAACAUCAUGAGAUGUUUCCUGCUCGCACUAACACAGAAUUUGUACAAGUCUUCUCCCCAACACACCUUAAAAUGCGCGUAUGGGAACGUGGUGCAGGCGAGACACUAGCCUGUGGGACUGGAGCUUGUGCCGUAGUAGUUGCAGCAGUGCUUGAGGGUCGUGCUGCAAGGAGCUGUACUGUUGAUUUGCCUGGUGGGCCGCUCAACAUUGAGUGGAGUGAGAAAGACAACCACAUAUACAUGACGGGGCCAGCAGAGGUAGUUUUCUAUGGGUCAGUUCCUCUCUAAGCCCCUAAAUGUAAUUCUAUUUGUACUUCACCCUUUCUGUAAGCUAUUUGAAACUUUCAGAAUUCAUAAAUUUGCUCCAAAUGUUGUCAACUUUGUUGGAAAAUGAAAGAAAAACAGAACAAUGGGUUUUGGAUAAAA
Molecule: messenger RNA, 1374 nt
Organism: Capsicum annuum
Lineage: Eukaryota; Viridiplantae; Streptophyta; Magnoliopsida; Solanales; Solanaceae
Product: diaminopimelate epimerase, chloroplastic
Exons: 9
Coding region: 142-1236 (364 amino acids)
Cellular component (GO): cytosol; cytoplasm
Molecular function (GO): diaminopimelate epimerase activity
Source: RefSeq, a predicted model, not a curated record